This is a messenger RNA of Tetrahymena thermophila SB210, 5036 nucleotides long. RefSeq lists its product as hypothetical. The record is from RefSeq and is a predicted model, not a curated record. The transcript is spliced from 31 exons. Lineage: Eukaryota; Ciliophora; Oligohymenophorea; Hymenostomatida; Tetrahymenidae. The annotation marks the transcript as partial.
AUGAAACUCUACUUAUUAACAAUACUAUUAAGCUAAUAUUUAUCCUUAAUUAUAUGUAGUUGCAAUUAAGAAAAUUAAUGUUUUGACCAAAAAUAGUAAAAAUGUAAGUUGGUUGAUGGUAAAGAACAUAUUGGAAAAGAAAAGCGUUAUGGAUAUUGUGUAAUUGAUGCUAUCAAAUACGAAUUUAUUGACUUUUGUAAAAGUGAUUAUGAACCUGUUUGUAUAUCUUAAGAUAGAAAAAGCUGUAUAAAAGUUUAAAAUAGCGAUCACAUAGUAGCUAUAUUAUAUUCAGGAAAUCUCUGUUCAGGUGUGAAUGAAUUUACAUCUAAUUUUAAUUCACCACAAAAAUUGAAAUAUAUUAAACAGGGUUUUUGUUAGGAUUUUAAUGGUCGAAUUAAAUUAGGUCAAGCAGUAUAAAGUGCAUCAUAAUAAUUUUUAUGCAAUAAUUUAGAAGGUGGACAAUUUAAUAAGUGCAGAUAAAAAAAAUCUUGCUAUUUGGUGGGUAAAAAUAAAUGCUUAAAUCUAAAUGAAGUAGAUGGAAUUACUUCUGAUGGAUUUUGCGUCUUUUAAAAUGAACUGUAUUUUGACAAAAUUUAUUGCAAUGAAAGCUUAUGCCAAAUAAAAAACUCAUAAGAAUAGUAUUCUUGUAUAAGUUAUUCUAAUUCUGACAUAGCUGGAAAGACUGGUGAUAAUUACUGCAUUUAUCAAGGAUAAUAUUUUCCAAAAGAAACUUUGAUAAAUUGCAAGUAAUAAUAUUGUAUUUUUUAAGAUGAUGAAUAAAAAAGUUGUUUGAAGAUUGAUAGAACAAAUAAUCCUUAGAUAUAUGGAGUCAGCGAAGAAGGAUUUUGUCUAAUUUAGAUCAAAAAGAAAAAAAUUUCUUUUAUUUUAUAAUAAAAUACUUGCCCUUAAUCGUAUUGCUAUUUUCAAGACUCUUGUGUUUAAUUGUCUUCUUAAAAUCCUGCUAAAUUAAAUGAUAGCACAUGUGCGUCAUUAAAUACAUAAAACUCAGUUCAAUGUUUUACAUAACUUCCUGCUUGCUUAUCUUCAAGCUCUACAUGCUUGGAAGUGUCAAGCUCAAGCCCUAACUCUGUUGGUUUAAGGACAAAUGGAGAGUGUGCUGUUGCAAAUUAAUAUUAUAGUGAUUUGUAAUCAUGUAGUUAAGAUUAUUGCAUUAAAUAAUCAUCUGGAAAAAAAGGGUGUUUCGUUUUAGACGGAUCUGAGAAUGCAAUUGGAAUUGACUAAAGUGGCAAUUGUGUUGAUUCUAAAACAGUUGCGAUUAGUUGUUUUGAUUCAGAUGAUAUUUGUAAGGAUAGCCAAACCUCGAAAUGCACUAAAAUUAAUUCAAAUUCUACAUUCAGCAAUAUUUGUAUUUUAAAUGGAAUUUGCUAUUAAAUGUCAUAUAACUAAUAUGUUGGUAGAGAUACAUAGUAUUAGUGCUUAAAAAAUUAAUAGGAAAGUGAUUAAAAAAUACUAAAUUGCUAUAGCAAUACUUAUUAGAUAUGUAAAAGAAGUGAUCUUUUGGCAUGUAUAAACUAUACAAGUGAUUCUACAUAUUUAGGAUAUAUUUCUAGUACAGGAAUUUGUGCAUAAUUUGGUGUUCAAAUAUCAACAAGUGGAUUUCAAAGUAUUACCAACUUGAAUCCAAACUAUUGCUAAGAUGAUUCAUACAAAAUCUAGCUUAUAGUUCCUGUAUAUGCAGGAAGAGAUUAGUUAUAUUCAAGGUGCUUAAAACCUGAUUAAACAUAAUACCAAAAGGUUGAAUUGUGUGCAAAAGAUUACUGUAUAGCAAAUAGUAGUUGCAAAAUGAUUGGAUUUGAUGGAGUAUUAAUAGCUAAAUUAUCAAACGGUUAGUGUGCUUAAGCAUAACAGUCUUAAUCUGUAUAAUGUGCCUUUAAAAAUUACAAUUACUGUUUACUAAAUUAAACAUGCAAUUUAUUAUCUAGUUCAAAUCAAAGUUUUUCGGGAAUUGAUAGCUAUGGAAACUGUUUAUCUAGGAAUUAAAGUGUUUUUUCUUCAAGUUUAUUCAAGUGUGCAGAUAAUCAUUGCAAGUAUUCAACUGGUUUUGAAAAAUAAGGAUGUUAUCUUUUAGAUGGUUCAGUAGGAUUAGCUGGAUCGGAUUCAUCAUAAAUUUGCUUAGAUUAUAAUAAAAAAUAAGCUACCUAAUGUGCUUAAUAACCAAUCGUUUGUUUUGAUAGUAAUACAUAAACAUGUUAAUAAACUGUAAAUUAUGGAUCAGUUGGUAAUGGAUGCUCUUUAAAUGGUUAAUGUUUCUAAAUGUCACCUUAAUUUUAUGUUGGUAGAGAUACUAAUAAUUAGUGCUUUAAAAUAAAUAACACUCCUUUAAGUGGUACUGUUGAUAAGUGUUUUAAUGAUCCAUAAACUAUUUGUUUAACAAGUGACAAGAAAUAAUGUAUCAUAUAUACUAACUCCUCAUAAUAUUUAGGGUAUAUUUAAAGUACUGGAAUUUGCGCUUAAAAUGGUUAAAAAACUUCUAAUUAGGCUCUUUAAAUUAUUGUUAAUUUAGACAAAGGCUAUUGCUAAGAUAAUUAAUUUAGAAUUUAAUAAUUAUUACCUCCAUAUGUUGGAAGAGAUUCAGUAAACUAAUUAUGCCUCUAAUAAUCAACGCAGUCUUCAUAAAUUGAGUUUUGUGUUUAAGGAUAUUGUGUUGCAAAUAAUAAAUGCUAACCUGUUGGUUUUGAUAAAAAACUUAUUGCAAAACUUUCAAAUUAACAAUGUGGCUUAGAUUAAAUACCCACAGCAAUAGAAUGUGCUUUUUAAAGUUUGGAUGGAUAAGAUAUUAGUGGAAACUGCGUGAAAAGAGGCUAACUCACAUAAAAUGGGUCAACAAAUUAAGUUGGAAUAGCAGCAAAUGGGUUGUGUUUAGAUAUAAACUAAGCUCCAGCAAUAAGAUGUACUGAUUAGGUUAAUUAUAUAUGCUAUGAUACGAACUCAUAAACAUGCAUCUAAAUAAAUACAUCAUCUACAAAUAAUUAUUGCAAAUAUUAAGGAACUUGCUAUUAACUGAAUUUGAAUUAGUAUGUUGGUAGAGAUACAAAUUUUAACUGUUUAACUUCAGGAAAAACGCCAACCACAGGAUUAGUUUAGAAUUGUUUAUAUGAUCCUUAAAACAUAUGUUAAAAAAGUGAUUAAUCAUAAUGCAUAUAUUAUACUAACAAAUAAUGGAAAAAUACCUAUUUAGGUUUUAUAAAUUCAUCUGGUUAUUGUGCAUAAGAAGACUAAGCAACUUCUUCUUUAUAAUUUGAAAUUAUCACUAAUUUGGAUAGUAAUUAUUGUUAAGAUGAUAGCUUUUUCAUUAGAAAGAUUUAAACUUCUUAUGGUGGUAGAGAAGUAUAAUAUUAAAGGUGUCUAAAAGCUUUUAAUUUACCAAUUUCCUAAAUAGAUUUUUGCUCUAAAGGUUAUUGCAUUUAGAGUAAUGAAUGCAAGCAAAUAGGUUUUGACGGUAAACUAAUAUCAAAACUAUAGAAUGGAUAAUGUGCUAUUGAUCGAUAAUACCCUGCUGUUGAGUGUGCAUAUAAUACUUUAGAUACAUGUUUAUAUAAUAAUAUGUGCUAUUGGUUAACUGAAUAAGACGCUUUUGCAUCAGGAAUAGAUUAAAAUGGUAAUUGUUUAACAAGAGGUGUAUUCUCAAUAAUUUUUAAGAAAUGUUAAUCAAAUCACUGCUUUAAAAUCUAUCCCAAUUUUUAAUCAAGCCAAGAUGGAAAGGGAUGCUUUCUUUUAGAUGGAUCUCAAGGUUAGGCAGGUAUAACUUCUUUGGGAUAAUGUUUAGCUAUUAAUACUUCUCCUGCAUGCAGAUGUACAAAUAAGACUAAUUCAAUUUGUUAUGAUCCUGCCACUUAAACUUGCUAGAAUACAAUAAAUUAUGGGUCCAUAGGAAAAGGUUGUAUUUUAAAUAGUUAAUGUUAUUAAUUUUCAAUUCAAUAAUAUAUUGGAAGAGAUUUAGAGCUUUAAUGCUUGGUAAAUAACUAGAUAACGAGCUAAGUAGAUAUUUGCUUUAAUGAAGUUAAUGAUGUUUGCCUUACCAAUAAUGAUUACCAAUAAUUUUGUGUAUUAUAUCCACAAUCUUAAAAAUACUUAGGAUAUAUUUCAGAAAAUAAAAGGUGCGCUAUAUAAGACUAAAUUGCAUAUUAGAACGGUAUUCUGGCUAACUUAGUAAACUUAAAAGCCAACUUUUGUUAAGAUGUUAAUGGGUAUAUCAGAGCCUUAAAUAAAACUCAAUAUGUUGGAGUAAGUAAGUAAAAUUAUCAAUGUUUAACUGUAAAGUAAACCUCUACUAACAAUAUUAUUUAAUGCUAUUCUGGAUUUUGUUUGAAUGUAAAUUUUUGUUAAGCAUAUGAUGAUACAUAUAUUGGAAAAGCAAGUAAUUAAACCUGUCUAAAAGUUGGAUAACCUUAAAGUAUUGAAUGUGCAGUAAAUUAUUGUAUAGAACCAAAUACAUAAAGUUGUAUGCUAAUAAAUGAUAAUGAUCCAAAUUUAUCUGGUGUUUAAGGAGAUUAUAAAUGUGCAGUUUUAGGUUAAUAUUAUACAUAAAUUUUGUAAUGUUCAAGCAAAUAUUGCAUUGAUUACUAGGAUCCAGAUGAUCCUACUACUUAACCAGGAUGCUUUCUUUGGGAUGCAUCUAUACAAAGAAUAGGGAUAGAUAAAAAUGGAUAUUGCACUUAUUAAGACUAACCAAACGCAAUCAAAUGUAUGCCAGGAUAGUUUUGCUUAAAUACUCUUUUUGGAAAUUCAUGCCAGUCUCUGUUAUUAUCUUUUGAUUAAAAUAGAUUUUCAAGAGAAAGAAUAACUGGUAUAUGCCUUCCUUAUUUAGAUCCAAAAUAUAUAUAAGGAGGUGAUAUUGAAACUUGUGUAGAUGGUAGUUGCUUUUAUAUAGAUCAAGUUUAAAAAAAAAAUUUCUGUCUUUCUUAGGGUAUCUAUGCUUUGGGAGAUUUUAUUGUUGGAAUCGACACUUUAGGCUAGUGUUUAAUUAAAAACCAAAUAACGAGAGUUUGCUUGACAUAUUGUGCUCUUGAUAUUGG